CGCAACUGUCGCAAAGAUGGUGCGCUCCUACCGCCGCUACGAGGCCGGUGCUUCUUUCGGGACCGUGUGCACCGCCUCGUCCAACACCGUUUGGACUGCGGAUGCAUCUUCACGCUCCACAGGUGCCGGGCGGGCAUACGUUGGCGCAAACGAAGAUGUGCUAUGCUGGGACGUGAAGAAGAGCGAACUUCUCUCACGCUGGUCGGACAAGGACAAUAAGGCCGAAGUCACUGCUCUUGCGCCAUGUGCUGCGCAGCCUGACCUGUUCGCUGCCGGCUACGCGGAUGGCUCGAUACGGAUAUGGGACGCUCUUUCGGCGCAGAUUGUGGUGAGCUUUAACGGCCACCGCAGUGCCGUCACGCAUUUACAGUUCGAUCGCGAGGGUGCGAGGCUGGCGAGUGGGAGUAGGGAUACGGAUGUGAUUGUGUGGAAUCUGCUGAGUGAGACGGCCGAGUUCAGGUUGAGGGGCCAUAAGGACCAGAUUACUGGUUUGGCAUUUUUGCAGACGAGAGUAAGUGGCAGGCAGAGUCCGCAUACCGAUGAGGCGGUCGAUGUUGCGGACGAGGAUGGAGAGGUGGAAGAGAAGUAUCUCAUAUCGACCUCUAAAGACGCGCUCAUCAAGCUGUGGGACUUGACCAGUCCGCACUGCGUGGAGACGCACGUUGCGCAAACCAAUGGCGAGUGCUGGGCUUUGGGCAUUAGUCCCGACGGUCAAGGCUGCAUCACUGCUGGCAAUGAUGGAGAGUUGAAAGUCUGGCGCAUCGAUGUGGAUGCGCUGUCCGAGUUGGACUCUCGGCUGGGCGAGAGCAAGAAGCAGGACAUCCUAAUCAGCCAAGGGAUCAUUCGGCGUCAGGGCAAAGACAGAACCAUUGGCGUCUCAUUUCACCCCAGACAAGAUUACAUCGCCGUGCAUGGCUCGGAGAAGGCUGUCGAGAUCUGGCGCAUACGCCCGGCAGACGAAGUACAUCGACACAUGCUCCGCAAGCGGAGACGAAGGAGGGAAAAGGCGGCUGCAGCAGGAGAGACGUUACCUGCAGAAAACGAAGACAAAAUCGGCACACCCACCGUCGACGACAUCUUCACUCCCUACGUGAUCAUCCGUACAACCGGCAAAGUCCGCUCCACCUUCUGGGCCCAACCCGCCCGGUCGACCAAAUCCCUCCAACUCCUCGUCGCGACCACCAACAAUCAACUCGAACUCUACACCAUCACGCACCACCGCGCUCAACAACAACAACCACCCACGAACAAAGACUCUCCGGAAUACACCCGCGCCCUCGCCGUCGACCUCCCAGGCCACCGCACCGACAUCCGCACCCUCGCCCUCUCCUCCGACGACCGCAUGCUCGCCUCCGCCUCAAACGGCCAACUCAAACUCUGGAAUCUCAAAACGCAAUCAUGCCUGCGCACAUUAGACUGCGGUCAAGCGCUGUGCUCCGCCUUCCUGCCCGGCGACCGCAUCGUCCUACUGGGCACGAAAAGCGGCGACCUGGAGAUGUACGAUAUCGCCACCGCCACGCUCAUCCAAAGCCUCCCUGCGCAUGAAGGUCACGCCAUCUGGACGCUUGCCGUGGCACCGGAUGGUCGCAGUGUAGUAACAGGAUCCGCAGAUAAGACCGCGAAAUUCUGGCGUUUCGAUGUGGUCGACGAGGAAAUCCCCGGGACGCGAAGGACGACACAACGACUAACUCUCACGCAGACGCGGGAACUCAAACUAUCCGACGACAUCCUCGCUCUGACCUUUAGCCCUGACCACCGUCUCCUAGCCGUCGCAACACUGGAUCUAACCGUCAAAAUCUUCUUCGUGGACAGUCUGAAACUGUUUCUCACGUUGUACGGCCACAAACUCCCCGUCCUCGACCUGACCAUCUCGUCGGAUAGCAAAGUGAUAGCGACUUGCUCCGCGGACAAACACGUGCGUCUCUGGGGACUGGAGUUUGGCGAUUGCCAUAAAUCUUUCUACGCCCACGAGGACUCCGUCAUGGCUGUUCGCUUCGUCCCGCACCCCAUCGAGCGGGAGGAGGGACGGUUACUUUUCAGUGCGGGCAAAGACGGGGUGAUACGGAGUUGGGACGGGGAGAAAUUCGUUCCGAUCCAGCGUUUGUUGGGUCACAAGGGAGAAGUGUGGGCUAUGGCUGUCAGUCGCACGGGUGAGACGGUUGUGACGGCGGGGCAUGAUAAGAGUCUGCGCGUUUGGGGAGUGGGGGAUGACCUUAUCUUUCUCGAGGAGGAGAGGGAGAGGGAGGUGGAGGAGUUGCACGAACGCAGUCUUGCGGAGAAUCUGGACCGGGAUUUUCGGGACGAGGAUGGGGAUGGGAAUGAGGAGGUGGCGGCGGCGGGGAAGCAGACGAUUGGGACGCUCACGCAUGGGGAGAAGGUGUUGGAGGCGUUGGAGUUGUGUGUGGCGGAUCUGGAAGCCAUGAACAACCACGAACGGGAGAAGCAGCGGAACCCGAACGCAGCACCGCCGCAGCGGAAUCCGGUCUUCCUCGCCCGUGGGAACGUGACAGCGUCGCAAUACAUGCUGCAGACCCUCUCCGCCAUCCCGACACCGGCGCUCAAUGACGCGUUACUCGUCAUCCCUUUUUCCUCCUUACCGAACCUCUUCACCUUCCUCUCCAUCUUCCUACGAGAGCGGAUGCGGCCGGAGUUAGCCUGGAGGGUUGUGUACUUUCUGCUGCAGGUGCACAUGCAGCAAAUCGUCGCUAGUGGCCAUCUCAAGGGGGUGCUUGAGGAGGUGUUGGAGGCGUGUGAGCGCUGGCAGGAGGGGGAGAGGCGGGUGGUUGGGUGUAAUUUGGCGGGGCUGGGGGUGCUGGGGAGGGAGGUUAGGGAGGUGGAGGUGGGUGGCGGGGGAUGGUUGGGGGAUGUGGAGGUGGAAGAGGAGGCGGUGGAGAAGGGGGCGCGGGGGAGGAAGAGGGGGUUCGUUGGAGUAGGGUAGGGUUAUGCGAGAUGGGGUGGGCUGUAAAGCUGAGGCCUUGUGGCUGGCACGGAUGCUUUGGUGUGGUGCUAAGCGAGCCGGCAUUUCGGUGGGAAAUGAUACCAACGAUUACUUUUCUGGAGAAUCCUCACCCGAAGUGGAA
This is a messenger RNA of Baudoinia panamericana UAMH 10762, 3080 nucleotides long. RefSeq lists its product as uncharacterized. The record is from RefSeq and is a predicted model, not a curated record. Bases 17 to 2938 code for a protein of 973 amino acids. Gene Ontology annotation, cellular component: Pwp2p-containing subcomplex of 90S preribosome; small-subunit processome. NCBI's taxonomy places the organism in Eukaryota, Fungi, Ascomycota, Dothideomycetes, Mycosphaerellales, Teratosphaeriaceae. Gene Ontology annotation, biological process: maturation of SSU-rRNA. The transcript has a single exon. Gene Ontology annotation, molecular function: protein binding; snoRNA binding.